AUGGAGGCGAAAAUGCUGCGUGUGCCGCUCUUGCGAGAAGGGGGCGCUGGCACCAAGCCUCUUCUGGUGGCACACCGGGGUGGGGCUGGCGAGGCCCCUGAGAACACCCUGGAGAGUUUGAAGUACUGCAUGGACCAAAAGGUGCCCUUGGUCCAGAUGGACGUGAUGCAGACGAAAGAUGGGCAGCUCGUUCUGUUUCAUGACCUGCCUCUUGAGAAGAACUUGGAGAAACUGACCGGUGUCGCCGGUGAUAUUUCCAACUACGACUACGACGCGCUUCCGGACUUCAAGACGGAGUUCGAAGCCUCACCCUUCUUCCCUCCUGGUAGCAAGCCAGUGCCUGUGGGGCAGAGGCGCAUGAGCCUCUUCAGAGAUGCCUGCCGCGCCCUUGCCACGUCGGAGCACACCGAUAUCAUCCUCGAGUUCUGGCAGGAAUCGGAGGCCGUAGUCCUAGAAACCUUGAAAGUCCUUCGCGAGUUCGGCCUACAGAACCGCGUGGCGGCGUGGGGCUCUCCGGAAAUCGCUGCGAUACAGCAGUGGUGCCGCAAUGCGUGUCCGGAGAUUCCCGUGAUCGUCACCUUCAAACAGUCCUUCGUCGUCUGGUUUUUCUGGAACGUCGGGUUGCUGCGCUUCCCGGAUUCGGCAUUCAACCAUCUUCUCCCCAAGGAUGCGGAUACCCGACGUCGCGGCUGCUCCCCUUCUUUUCCGAGCAAGAGCCCCGAGUGGUGUUCAACGUGCUCCAUGUGUCUGAGGGCCUCCCCAGCGCGAUCUUCAAGCUCGCCAAAGUCGAUCCGGACCGAUCGCCACUGCGCGCCGGCGUGA
Messenger RNA from Symbiodinium natans, 822 nucleotides. NCBI's taxonomy places the organism in Eukaryota, Dinophyceae, Suessiales, Symbiodiniaceae. The record is from the annotation of a GenBank genome assembly.